UGGAAAGGGAUCAGAGUUUCCAGGUCGAGAAAAGUAGAAAAAGAAAAAGGAGAACAAGAGAAAACAAUGCCUGGGUUUGGCUCCUCGUGGCUCUCUUCGUCCCCAUUCAGGGGCAAACGCAGCACGGACUCAUCGUCUCCUGCCAAGUACCAGCGCUCAGCAAAUGCCACGACCAAAGGCGAGCAGCACACGGCAAAGCAGCCAAAGUUUCAGUUCCAGACUCUUGUGUUCAAGGUUCAAGUCCAUUGCGAUGCGUGCAUGGGGAAAGUGAAGAAGGCAAUUGCCAGCAUUGAAGGAGUUGAAUCGAUUUCUGUCGACUUGAAGCAGAAGAGGAUCACUGUUACGGGUCACUUUGAUCAGCAAAAGCUCCUCAAGAGGGUGGCCAAGACUGGAAAACAGGUGGAGCUCAUCACCACCAAAGAUGGAAGCAGCAGCAAAAACACCACCACCACCAACAACAACGGCAUGAUCGAUCAGAAGCCUCUCAUGGUUUUCCCGAUGGAUUCCAGCGCCACAGGAGCAAACGCUCCACUUUUCUCCCUGCAAUUCUCGCCUGCCGAAGCCAUCAACAGCAACAGCAACAGCAGCUUCAUGUUCAGCGAUGAGAACGUAAACGGCUGCUGCAUCAUGUAACUUUUGGGUUAUAAAAACAUCCUUGCUUUAGCCUUUGUUUUU
Selaginella moellendorffii is the source of this 675-nucleotide messenger RNA. RefSeq names its product heavy metal-associated isoprenylated plant protein 28. The record is from RefSeq and is a predicted model, not a curated record. Bases 67 to 633 code for a protein of 188 amino acids. The transcript is spliced from 4 exons. NCBI's taxonomy places the organism in Eukaryota, Viridiplantae, Streptophyta, Lycopodiopsida, Selaginellales, Selaginellaceae. Gene Ontology annotation, molecular function: metal ion binding.